AAGGACGAUUUACCUUCUUUGAUAUGGGUCUGCGCUGGCCUUUCAGAACAGGAGAAUGAGUUGCAAGAAAGACUCGAGCUGGAAUUAGCUGAUCGUCUUACAGCUGUUGAUGACGGUGUUGAUGUUGGUCUCUCUACAAAAGUGAUAGACGCUGUUAACACUCUUUUGUGCAUCCUGAUCUAUGCACGUAAAGAUUUACGUCUAAUAAAUCAAGAGAUCGUUCAACUUACAAGUGGAUAUAUUUUACUGCAAAUCGCUGUUGCUUCUGGAGAGCAUGAUUUCAUGGUGCACAACGUUUAUACUGGCUUGAUCAAACGUAUGGAUUGCUCUACACAACCGUUUAUAGAACUUGCCUUAUCACUCAUCUCAGAGGGAGCAAUAACAUGCGAUCGUCAUGCUUUACUAGUUAAGAUACUUUAUGACCUGCUGGACGAGUGUAGCGAAGCGGAUCCUUCGAAUAUCUCUUCUAAAAUGAUUGCUUACUUAGGACAGAAUCCACUACAAAUCAUUCAAGUAAGGAGGAGCUCUAAUCUUUUACAAGAGACCGAUACCAAUAAACUCAUCUCUACAAUCCACGAGUACCGUUUGAAGCUACUUUUGAAGUAG
Strongylus vulgaris is the source of this 606-nucleotide messenger RNA. The record is from the annotation of a GenBank genome assembly. Lineage: Eukaryota; Metazoa; Nematoda; Chromadorea; Rhabditida; Strongylidae.